Messenger RNA from Panicum virgatum (switchgrass), 533 nucleotides. RefSeq lists its product as uncharacterized. The transcript has 2 exons. The record is from RefSeq and is a predicted model, not a curated record. Lineage: Eukaryota; Viridiplantae; Streptophyta; Magnoliopsida; Poales; Poaceae. Bases 21 to 518 code for a protein of 165 amino acids.
UUCUUUAAGGCUCCGUUUGGAUGUUGAUAUUGGAGAGCUUGGCAUUGUAUUGGUUUCAAUACCAAAUCAGGCUAGAAAUUGAAAUUGGCAUCCUCCUCCACCCCCAGCAUGGCCAUGGCCUCGGCAUCCUCCUCUGCGCAGCCCUCACCCCGUCAUCCUCCUCCUCUAGCAUGGCAAUGGCAGAUCUCAAGUGGCUGGGGCGGACCUUGUCAUCCUCCGCCGUGCGCUUGCGGCUCGCUGUCCCCCUCCGCACCUCGCUCGUCUUGCGGAGGUGGGCAUGGGAGGGGCGGAACAGCUCGCCGUGCGGAAAGGGAAGGGAAGAGGUGGCUUGGCUCGCUGGUCGGAGAGGAGGCACGGGUAGGGCGCGGCUGCUCACAGCGCAGAUAGGGCAGGAGAAGGGCGGCAGCCCACUAGCCGGAGAAGAGGCAAGGAAGGGGUGGCACAGCUUGCUGUGUCGAAGAGGGAAGGGGAAGAGGCGGGACGGCCCGCUGGUCGGAGAGGCAGACAGGGAAAGGUGAGCACGACUCGCUGGA